AGAGUAAAAAAAGAGAAACGUAGUGAUCGACCACAAGACAAGAACCACCCGUUCGAAGCGGGUAGGCGAACGCGACGACCGCCGCGACCGAACCUGAUCGAAGGCUCUCGAUCUUCCUCGAGCUCCGCCCUCCGACGAGAUCUCCGCCGGCGGUUCGAUCCCUCUCCCUCUCUUUAAAAAAAUCUCUCGGCUAGAGAUUCGAAUCUCAUCGCUUGCCUCGCUGCCUGCUGGAGCUGGAGGUCAUCAUGUCGCAGAAGAGGCAGCCCGAAGAGGAGAGGGAGGCAGGUCCGUCGUCCACCGGAAGGGCGUCUCCCAACGAGAAGCGCCCCAGGACCUUCCAGUGGGUCGUCAAGGAGGUGUUGAUGUUACAAAAAGUUAAUAAGUGGUUUGAGGUGAUGGAGCCGUUGAUGCGAAAAAUUAUAAGGGAAGAAGUUGAAAUGGCUUUUUCAAAGCAUUUGGCCAGUUUUACAAGGCAAUGUGAAAAGCAGGUUGGUUCUGCCAUUCGAAGUCUACGACUUGAGUUCAAGAAUAAGCUUUCUCUUCCUAUAUUCACUGGUAGUCGAAUAGAAGGGGAGAAUUCAUCAGCCAUCUCUGUUACUUUAGUUGAUGCCUUCACUGGGGAAGUCACUACAAUAGGUCCUGUAUCAUCAUUGAAGGUGGAAAUAGUUGUUCUGCAUGGAGAUUUUGAAGUUAGUGAGGAUGGCAAUUGGACCGCUGAUGAAUUUAAGAACUAUAUUGUGAAAGAAAGGGAUGGCAAGCGCUCAUUGCUAACUGGUGAUGCUUUUCUGGAUCUUAAAGGAGGGAUUGGUGUGGUAGGAGAACUGGUAUUUACAGAUAACUCUAGCUGGACAAGAAGUCGAAAAUUCAGGCUCGGAGCAAGAAUUGCUGAUGGUCAUUGCAAUGGAAUCAGAAUAAGAGAAGCCAAGACUGAACCUUUCGUGGUUAAAGACCACCGUGGUGAAUUAUACAAGAAACAUUAUCCCCCAUCACCCGAUGACGAAGUAUGGCGCCUGGAGAAGAUUGGCAAAGAUGGUGCCUUUCACAAGCGUCUAAGCAUUUCAAAUAUUAAUACUGUCAAGGAAUUCCUGUUGUUAUUUUGGAGCGAUUCCACAAGGCUCCGAAAUAUUUUAGGCAGUGGAAUGUCUGCUAAGAUGUGGGAAGUCACUGUCGAUCACGCCCGAACAUGUUUUCUUGGUGACGAGGUGCAUGUAUACUACCCAAAUGGCCAAAGGAAAACUGGGUUCGUCUUCAAUGUUGUUGGAGAAGUGCUCGGUACCUACUCGGAGCAGCAAUUUAUCCCGCUUUCUGAGCUCCAAAAUAACGCAAAGAUAGAAGCACUUACUCUUGGGAAACAAGCAUCUGAACAUUGGAAUGAUGUUGUAACCUACGAUAAAGAUGAAAUUCUGGGGACCUCUCUGCCUGAGCCUUCAGUUUCUUUCUAUGGAGCAGAAAACCUGUUUAGUAGCUUCCCCAGUCCCAUCAAGAACGAUGCCUUUGGUUUUGCUCACUCUGGCAUUCUGUCACCUGAUGUGUUCCCCAUGGGUAUCAGAGACUUUGAUACUUACCCCCUUGAUAAUCAUAGCGCUUCUCUCUUCGACGAGUGCAGCAGUCAAGCUUUCCACAGUGAAGAAAACUUCCAUUACUUAACUAACCUCAUUUCUGGCUCACCAACGGAUCUACCAGUUACGACUGCGCACACCAAACCUCGCAAAAUUUGGAAGACCUUGUCAGUUGUGUUUAUGUUCAUAAGGAGGAUUGUUAUAACAAUGAAGACAAGGGUACACAAAGCUUAGAUUGCAGAGGUGCAUCUUGAAACCAUUAGGUUUUUAUAUCCUAAAAUGAAAUGCAGGGGGAUGUUUGCUUUGCAUUGUACUUGUUCACGUUUAUUGUAAAUUGCUGGAGGAAAAAAGAAGUUUGGGCCCCUGUUAUAAUCUCUAUAGAAAAGUGUACAUAGAGAAUGCUUAGCACCUAAGGGUGAAAUUUGAUGUGCCAAUGAUGCAUAUUUUUGUGUCGGUCAGGUUUAUCUGUUUCAUAUAAACAGCUUUAGGAUUGUGAACAUUAUAAUAUAUAGCUAUUACAAAUGUUAUGUUUGUUUUGUUUUAAA
Zingiber officinale is the source of this 2104-nucleotide messenger RNA. RefSeq names its product calmodulin-binding protein 60 A-like. The transcript is spliced from 7 exons. The record is from RefSeq and is a predicted model, not a curated record. Gene Ontology annotation, biological process: regulation of salicylic acid biosynthetic process. Gene Ontology annotation, molecular function: sequence-specific DNA binding; calmodulin binding; DNA-binding transcription factor activity. Lineage: Eukaryota; Viridiplantae; Streptophyta; Magnoliopsida; Zingiberales; Zingiberaceae. Gene Ontology annotation, cellular component: nucleus. The coding region runs from base 246 to 1793 and encodes 515 amino acids.